AUGACAGGUGGGGUGCAGCAAGGCUAUAAAGUGAGGGAGAAUCUCCCCAAGACACAGUCACCCCCUGUUUAUCUGAGACCUGUGCUGAAAUGAGAGGUGAGACUGACACACAUGGAAUGGUGUUUACUGUAGUUGACUGUUCUCUGUGGUAUGGUGCUAUGGUGGAACAUCCCUCUGGGAUAGGUGAUGAAUGAUACUCUGCUUGCAUGUGACAUUCUCAGCCAUGUUAAGUGGGAGUGUGCUUUACUGUAGCGCUCUGAAAGCACAUGACAGUGCCUUCCUUGUAUGUGAGGGUGUAUCUGUGUUGUGUUUUGUCCUCACUCCCAGGUAUCGUGCUGCUGUGUGUGUUUAGGACAGCCCUGGGACAGGUAGGACCGGGGAACUGAAACUACUCCUGGAACGGCCCGGGACAACCCUGCACCACCAGAACACUGUGUGAGAGAGAAAAUACAGAGGAAGUGUAUAUAUUUAAGUGUUUGUAAUAGUCUGUUUGAGUCUCAGUGUGUGUGUGUGUGUGUGUGGGGGUAUAGUGUAUAUGACAGACCCAGCAUCCUGUGGCUGCUGUGUGAUGCAGAGACAGGUGGGGCAGCUGUAUAAAUAUUUCAACACUACUCUGACUCAACUAGAGAAACACCUGUAGACAGCCCAGACUGCAUUGACUGACAUUAAAGGUUAGAGUCUUAUCUAUGGCCUAUAUACUGUAUCUGUGUGUUUUACUAUCAGAUUAUUGACGAUCCAAGUGCUCUAGUAGAAAGAAUCGACUGAAUCAACCCACUGGGCACAAUUCAAUGUCUAUUCGACGUUGGUUAACGUAAUUUCAUUGAAAUGACAUAGAAACAACUCUGAGAAAAUGACUAAAUCAAUUGUUCUGUUGGAGGACUGGGAGCCUCCUGACUGCACUGCAUUGUCUCCUAUUGGGUUGUUGUUCUGUCCCUCCUGAUCACUGUCUGUUGUGUUUUGUACCGUCUAGCUGUGUCUCCCUCUAUUCUGAAGAGCUAUAAAAGAGUAUGUACACCUUCAAAUAAAUCUCUGAGCAGCAAUUCAGACCAUGUGAAAUAGUUUUUUUCUCACAAACACACAGAAAUAUGUGUACGUGCAUUUGUACGUGCAUGCGCACACUCACACACACACUUUAUCAAAUUAUAUCAAAGUAGCAGGGAUUAGUAAUAUUCCAUGGGGUACUGCACACCCCAAAACACAGUAUCUGUCCCUAAUACCCUUACAAAGCCAGUCUGCCUCCUCUGCUAAGUCCCAUACAAUGACAGGUGGGGUGCAGCAAGGCUAUAAAGUGAGGGAGAAUCUCCCCAAGACACAGUCACCCCCUGUUUAUCUGAGACCUGUGCUGAAAUGAGAGGUGAGACUGACACACAUGGAAUGGUGUUUACUGUAGUUAACUGUUCUCUGUGGUAUGGUGCUAUGGUGGAACAUCCCUCUGGGAUAGGUGAUGAAUGAUAGUCUGCUUGCAUGUGACAUUCUCAGCCAUGUUAAGUGGGAGUGUGCUUUACUGUAGCGCUCUGAAAGCACAUGACAGUGCCUUCCUUGUAUUUUUUGGGUGUAUCUGUGUUGUGUUUUGUCCUCACUCCCAGGUAUCGUGCUGCUGUGUGUGUUUAGGACAGCCCUGGGACAGGUGGGACCGGGGAACUGAACCUACUCCUGGAACGGCCCGGGACAACCCUGCACCACCAGAACACUGUGUGAGAGAGAAAAUACAGAGGAAGUGUAUAUAUUUAAGUGUUUGUAAUAGUCUGUUUGAGUCUCAGUGUGUGUGUGUGUGUGUGUGUGGGUAUAGUGUAUAUGACAGACCCAGCAUCCUGUGGCUGCUGUGUGAUGCAGAGACAGGUGGGGCAGCUGUAUAAAUAUUUCAACACUACUCUGACUCAACUAGAGAAACACCUGUAGACAGCCCAGACUGCAUUGACUGACAUUAAAGGUUAGAGUCUUAUCUAUGGCCUAUAUACUGUAUCUGUGUGUUUUACUAUCAGAUUAUUGACGAUCCAAGUGCUCUAGCAGAAAGAAUCGACUGAAUCAACCCACUGGGCACAAUUCAAUGUCUAUUCGACGUUGGUUAACGUAAUUUCAUUGAAAUGACAUAGAAACAACGUUGAUUCAACCAGUGUGUGCUCAGUGGGAACUUAACUAUUGAAAUAUUACCAUUUAUAGCUUCUCUAGGUCCUACACAACUCAUCCUUCCCUGUAUAUCUCUGACCAUUAUUCCACCCUCCUUCCUCUACCUCCCUCUCUCCUCUCUCUCCUAUCUAGAGAGCCGUACAGUGUUCUUGGUGGCGUUGACACACCGGUGUCGUGCGUGGGUCCAGUGAGGAAGCAAAUCACCGUAGCAUAUGAGCACUUGUUCAUCAACCUGGGCCAGGCCUACGACGUGUCCUCAGGGGUGUUCCCCGCACCCCUCUCUGGGGUCUACAGCCUGGCCCUGACGGUGUGGAGCGAUGCAGGCUCCCCCGGGUCCUGCUGGCAGCCUGCGCCAGCCUGUACCACAACGGCCAGAGCCUGGCCAGCACCGUGCUGGCCCUGCAUCUGCAGCCUGGGGACACCAUGUCUGUCUUUCGCCCCCUGGCUGCUUCCUCUGUGAUGACCAGAGCCACUACAACAACUUCAGCAGCUUCGUGA
Messenger RNA from Coregonus sp. 'balchen', 2625 nucleotides. NCBI's taxonomy places the organism in Eukaryota, Metazoa, Chordata, Actinopteri, Salmoniformes, Salmonidae. The record is from the annotation of a GenBank genome assembly.